Molecule: messenger RNA, 958 nt
Organism: Brassica napus (rape)
Lineage: Eukaryota; Viridiplantae; Streptophyta; Magnoliopsida; Brassicales; Brassicaceae
Exons: 3
Coding region: 248-799 (183 amino acids)
Source: RefSeq, a predicted model, not a curated record
UUAUUUAUUCAUCGCUUUGCUUAAUCUCCGUCGACAUCUUACUUUACAAACUCUCUGUUUCUUUUAUUCUUCAUCCUUUUUUUUCUCGUAAUCUUUAAAAUAUUUUAUCAAUCUCCAGCGUCCUCUCUUGUCAAACCUGACAAAUCAACAGUAGAGAGAAUUUAUUAAAAGCCCUACUACGUAACGCUCUUUAAUCUUUUUAUUACUUCAGAAGAACCCAACAAAAUAAUUAUUCUUUCUUUAAAAAAUGGGAAACUGUCAAGCGGCUGAGGCAGCGACGGUUUUGAUCCAUCACCCGGCGGAGAACAAGGUGGAGAGGAUUUACUGGUCGGUGACAGCAAGCGACGUCAUGAAAUCAAACCCUGGUCAUUACGUUGCGGUGGUGGUAACGUCACCGACAUUGAGGAACGAGAAAGGGUCCCCACUGAAGCAGCUCAAGCUCCUUCGUCCUGACGACACUUUACUCAUCGGACAUGUCUACCGUCUCGUCAGCUUCGAAGAGGUUUUGAAGGAGUUUGCGACGAAGAAGUGUGUAAAGCUUGGCAAGCUAUUGAAAGAAGGAGGAGGACUUGAGCUAAAGAAGAAGACGAAGAAACACAGAAAGAAGACAGAUCAGGAUCAUAAUGGUCGGGUCAACCCAAAUUCGGUUUUGGAUCCGAAAGAAGAUGUAUCUAAUGAUGAUACGGUCGCCGGAGAUGACAGUGGAAAUGGGUUUAUGAGACGGAGCUACGGCGGAGGAAGAUGUGGCGGUGGGUGGAGACCAGCUUUACACAGCAUUCCGGAACUUGGAUCCUCGUGAGAGAAGUCUUCAAAAGCGUCGAUAUUCUUAAAGCACAUCCGACAACAUUGAAAGUUUAUGUAAAGCGAUGUUAUUAUCAUAAAUGCUUUAAAUGAAGAUCCAGUCUCAAAUUAUAUUUUCAAGAACUUUAAUUGCUCUAACGUUUUAAUUAUUUGAGCA